UAAAUUAAACACAUGGAUCCGUUUGACAUAUUAUAUGACAUUAUUCCAUUCGCUAUUUAGUGUGGUGCGGUUUCUAUCCGUGCGUUUCUAUCCUACUGGUGUUGUUGCCAAGUGAAAAGGUGUUCCACUGUUAGGUCCAUGUUGCAAUUUUCCAUUGCAAUAUGAAUGUAGGGUAAUUUGUACAUUUGAGAUAAUUUCGGGAGAUUAAUCAGUAAGUCUGACACUGAAUUCUACGGUCCGUUAUUGAAGGAUAUAUCUUCAACAGCAUACCAAGCAGACCAUGGAUAUCUUCAGUAUAAUUUCACUAAAAGCUGUGAAAUCGCCUGCGUCUAUUCCGUUCUUGCUUUUUAGAAAUAUAGGUCAGAUGAAUAUGUUUUCCCUGUACACUGUCGCUUGUCACGUUUCACCUUCAUUUUCGAAAUAUGUUCUCACAUAUAAAACAAUCAUUUUUGGCUCUCUAACAAUGCGUGCAUGAAUUCGUCAUGAAUAAUCUUGAUUUAUGAGGGGCUAUUAUUCAGUUUUCAAGAUAAGAAAAAAUGAAAACUAUGGUUUGACAAAAUUAAGUUUUAGAGAAACAUUAAGCUACAGCAAUGAAUCCCGUUGUAUUUGUUACAAUUUUCGCAUUGUUUUAUAGUUCUCGUCAUACAGAUGCAUUGCAAAUUACUUUCAUCCCCAGUGUUGUGACUGUUAAUAUGGGCGACAGUGUUUCGGUCAGCUAUGAAAUCCGGAAUUAUUCCCAUCAAGCUCAAGAAAAAUGUAUCCUUUAUAGUGAAAAUAUAAACAUUGCUUCUUUGGAAAAUGAAACAUUAGUUUUGAAACAAAAUGGAACAUUUGAAAUAAACGGAAUAUUUUUAGGAAAAACCUUCCUUUUAUGCAAAAGUCAACAAAGGAACAACACAACAGAAACUAUUGUAGAAGUCAUAGUUAUUCGCAAAGAAAGAAUAAUCGACGUCAUUUUCACUGCUUCCGUAGCCAGUUUAGUGAGUUUGAUUUAUAUCAACUUUGGGUGUGCUAUGAACUGGGGUGAUUUGAAACACAUUUUGAAGAAACCCACAGGACCUAUCAUUGGCUUUUGUGGGCAGUAUAUAUUCAUGCCAUUGCUUUCUUAUGGACUGGGAAAACUGUUGUUUCCGACAAGCCCAGCAAUGCAACUUGGAAUGUUCUUCACAGGGACCUCUCCAGGUGGUGGCGCUUCAAACCUUUGGACACUACUCUUAGACGGAAACAUCAACCUUUCCAUAGCCAUGUCCGCAGUUAGCACAAUCGCAGCUUUCGCAAUGAUGCCCUUUUGGAUUUUCACACUAGGUCGAUUGAUUUUUGAAAGCGGAAACCUAGCAGUGCCCUAUACGCAAGUUUUUAGCUAUGUUAUAGCUUUGCUGGUUCCGCUGGGUAUUGGAUACCUUAUCCAGAGAUAUUUGAGAAAGGUCGCAAAUUACUUGGUCAGGAUUAUGAAAAUAUUAUCGAUUUGUUUGCUAAUAUUUAUUAUUAUUUUCGCUAGUGUGACGAAUAUGUGGUUAUUCAAUAUAUUUUCUUGGCAGAUAAUCGUAGCUGGUAUGGCAGUGCCUUGGAUGGGGUUCCUGGCAGGAUUUCUAAUGUCAAAAUUUUUAAGACAACCUCCACCAGAUUGUACAGCUAUUGCCAUUGAAAUCGGGAUUCAAAAUACAGGAAUAGCAAUAUUUUUACUUAGGUUCUCUCUGCCACAACCUGAGGCUGAUCUGACAACUGUUGUUCCAGUAUCUAUCGGAAUUCUCACACCGUUUCCUCUUCUAUUUUUGUUGAUAUACAAGAAAAUUUAUGCUAGAUUCUCCAGAUCAACAAAUAGUUCCACAAAUGACCCAGGAUCAGUGGCUACACUAAAGAUAUGAAAAAAACCUGCUAUAUAUUCAAACAGAAUGGGAGUAAAUUUUUAAAAACAUCAUGUAUUACAGUGGCUUGCCACGUUGAAUGAAACUAUGUAUAAAAUGGAAUGACGGGUUUAUUAUGUGUAAAUUCUUCAAUGAGUACAAUUAACAGAUUCCUUUCGUAAACAAUAUAUCACAAUUAUUAGUACAUAAUUUCGCACUGUAAAAGAAAUCACAUCCAAAAUCACACGAAGUAUUAAUAAAUAUAACUGCUAUUUCUAUCUACUUGGUAUGUAUAAAAUGCUAUCAAAUAAAUAAGAUAUACAGUUGUUUCUAAUAUUGUAAGCUCUCAAAAUUCAUGUAAACUUUUUGCUAAAAUAUAAUUAUAUUUAAAACAA
Leptinotarsa decemlineata (Colorado potato beetle) is the source of this 2239-nucleotide messenger RNA. RefSeq names its product ileal sodium/bile acid cotransporter. Gene Ontology annotation, cellular component: membrane. NCBI's taxonomy places the organism in Eukaryota, Metazoa, Arthropoda, Insecta, Coleoptera, Chrysomelidae. The record is from RefSeq and is a predicted model, not a curated record.